Phacochoerus africanus (Common warthog) is the source of this 2128-nucleotide messenger RNA. RefSeq names its product phospholipid scramblase 4 (gene PLSCR4). Bases 239 to 1231 code for a protein of 330 amino acids. Gene Ontology annotation, biological process: plasma membrane phospholipid scrambling. Gene Ontology annotation, molecular function: phospholipid scramblase activity. Gene Ontology annotation, cellular component: plasma membrane. Lineage: Eukaryota; Metazoa; Chordata; Mammalia; Artiodactyla; Suidae. The transcript has 11 exons. The record is from RefSeq and is a predicted model, not a curated record.
CCCGUGGGGCCCUAUUUUGCUUUUAAUUUGAAAAUCCUCCUCUUCCUUUCCUUUUCCCCGCCCAGCCUCUUUCUCUUUCCUGCCGGUAUAAAAUCACACUCUAGGCCUGGUGUCUUGGGUGCCAAGCGGACGGUGGGCCCGGCGAACUGAACCUGCAAAAUCUCUGAGGUAUUUAAAGGGUCACUUAUAAAAGGAAGAAUCAACAAUCCUUUUGAAUGAUUAAUUGGAAUUCUUCAAAAUGUCAGUCCACACAGUCCCUGAGCAACCUGCAGGUGAAAUGGAGAAUCAAAUAAAAUCACCUGACCCAGGGCCUGGUGCCCCACCUGAGUACAAUUCCCAUUUUGUACCAGGGCCCCCUGGACCAGCUGCCCCUCUACCUCCAUGCUACCCCGGAGGCUUGCCUAUGGGAUACUACAGUCCACAUCAGCCCAGUACCUUCCCCUUGUACCUGCCAACUGGUGGUCGUCAUCCUAUCCAGUACCAGCCUGGAAAAUAUCCUGCUCCGCAGCAUUCCGUGCCAGUAGUAUGGAUGCCAAUGCCAACUCUCAUGCUAAACUGUCCACCAGGCCUGGAAUACUUAGCUCAGUUGGACAACAUACACGUUCUUCAGCAUUUUGAACCCCUGGAAAUAAUAACAGGUUUUGAAACUAAUAAUAGAUAUGAUAUUAAAAACAACCUGGACCAGAUGGUUUACUUUGUGAAUGAAGACACAGAUGACUACACCAGGAAUGCAUAUCGGACACUGAGGCCCUUCGUGCUCCGGGUCACUGACUUUAUGGGCCGAGAAAUCAUGACAAUGCAGAGACCUUUUAGAUGCAGCUGCUGCUGCUUCUGUUGCCCUUCCACCAGACAAGAGCUGGAGGUACAGUGUCCUCCUGGCGUCACCAUUGGCUUUGUUGCCGAACACUGGAACCUGUGCAGGGCAGUUUACAGCAUCCAGAACGAGAGGAAAGAAGAUAUGAUGGGAGUGUAUGGGCCAUGCUCAACCUAUGGAUGUGGCUCAGAUUCUGUUUUUGAGGUCAUAUCCCUUGAUGGUGUAUCCAGUAUUGGCAGCAUUACUCGGAAAUGGAAUGGUGUAUUAUCAGCAAUGAGCGAUGCUGACCACUUUGAAAUUCACUUCCCCAUAGACCUAGACGUGAAAAUGAAAGCCAUGAUUUUUGGAGCUUGCUUCCUCAUUGACUUCAUGUAUUUUGAAAGCUCUCCACCACAACGUUCAUCCCAUUCAUCCUGAUUGAUGGACACUGCAAGUCAGAAGUUAUGAUUAAAUUAAAAAAAAAAUUAGAAAAGUUGAUUAGGCUUACAGUCAACCUUCAGUUAUUUGCAAAUAUGUUUAUCUGUUCUUGCAGGUUAUUGUUAUUGUGUGUUAGCUUUGACAGGUAGGCUGAGAGUGUAAUAACAAUUUAAACGUGUUUCAGUUGAGUAUCUGUCUACAUGUCUACUUGGUAGACUAGGAGUUUAUCCUGCAAAAGCUAUGAUUCAUUAGUGAAGUAAACAUACACAAUGAGCUUGAAAACACUUUAAUAUGAGAUAAAGGAAAAUGAAACCCAAAGUCUCACAUUAAUUGAUAGUAAAAUGGUGGGCCUUUAGAACCAUCUUUGUCAAGAUACAGUAAUAAUAGCUUCCAUCUCUAACCCUCUCCUCUCCAUCAGCAUGUCUGGUUACUGAAGAAAAUAUGAUACCAGGUGAAGAGAAUGAUAGGCUUCGUUGUUAAGAACAGAAAGGAAAGCAGGCAGAAAUACCAUGUUUUAUUGCACAAGGAAUAUUUUACUUGUGCACACAUGUCAAAACUUCAUUUUGCAAAGUUUAUAAAAGGUUCAAUGGAAAUGUUUAUUUUCUUACAAAGUAAAACCUGUUUUUUAUAUCAGAAGGUUAUAUUUUCCAUGCCUAUUUCCUCAUUUACCAACAUAGACAAUCAGGUACCACCUCUGUAUGAACAUAGGGUCAGACAAUCAGGAAAAGAGGUGACCAGAGUCAUAACCAAUCUAGAUCUCUGAGAAAUCAGGAGCUACACGUGCCCUUAUGAGAAGCUUGCAUUUAGCGUUUCUUGGUCAUAGAGGCCUUCCAUAUAAAAUAUGUUUGGUCAGAUCUCUAGGAUUGCCUGUUGAACCUUUGUAAAUAUUUGAUACAA